This is a messenger RNA of Haliotis rubra (blacklip abalone), 2478 nucleotides long. RefSeq lists its product as uncharacterized. NCBI's taxonomy places the organism in Eukaryota, Metazoa, Mollusca, Gastropoda, Lepetellida, Haliotidae. The coding region runs from base 110 to 1357 and encodes 415 amino acids. The record is from RefSeq and is a predicted model, not a curated record. The transcript is spliced from 2 exons.
UGUUUCCAAUAAUAGCAAACUGGCGUGCUCUGUCGCGAGGAAUUAUCAACAAGCCGACGAUCUCUCCACGGGUAUAGGAGACAUAAUAUGGUGAAGACAUAACUAAAUCAUGGCGGGAUCAGAGACGGGUGGGACAAGUGAUUCUGGAUCUGUGAGAUCCCAGACGAGGGAAUUCACAUGGGCAGACGACACCAUGGCGCUUGGUGUUUAUAAGGACCACGAACGUCUGCCCAAAGUGGUUAAACUUGAGGAGAAGGGGGAAGGAAAGCUGUGUCCUGGGUUAAAAAUCUACAGUAAACAGCCAGUUUUGUUCCAUGCCAGAAGUUCAAAAACGGUUGCCAGUGCGCGGACUAUUCACAAAGACGGAGAGACAGGGAUGUACUUCGAGGUUGGCCAGACAUUGCUGUUACCAGAGGACUAUGAAGGAUGGUUUGAGAUGGUCCCUUCAGAUUUCGGACGUGCCACUUGUUUCCGGUCUAUAGCGGAAGUUUCUGAGGUCAUGCCCCGGAUGUUUUUCACAAGGUCAAACAUCAAAGCUAUCCGGAUCCAGAAGCAAGAAGAUGAGAACCAGAAGAUCUUUGAAAGGAAGAUUCCAGCUGGGUCUGUUCUUAAAGUCGAAAGCAUUUUCACAGCAACUUGGAAAACGAGUGCUGUGACUGGCGUGUUCAAGAAAAGCAAAACUGAAUGGAUUACAACGGAAGUCAAAUACUUGAAAUGUAUAGACAGCGACCAACAGGAAAUACUUGUCCCGCUCACCCAGAGGGGAAAGUUUAAUGCACUGUACGAGAGGGGUAACCUAAACAAAAACUCCGUAUAUAGGAUGAAGGAUAUCCUGUCGGAUGUUCCCCUCCCAGUUAAAGCUAGACUGUUGUUCGGAAAGGCGCCAGUGGUUCCGUGCAUAUUUACAGGAAUGAUGGUCAUUAAGGCUGCCGAAGCCACGGAGACAAUUAUCUCUAGUACUGUUUUGAAUAAGAGGAACGUUUUGUUUGAAGUGCCACUUACUGCUCCUUGUGAUGUGACGGAGUCGGCUGAUGAGGAGGAGUACAAGGAUUUGGACUCAUACAGAGAUGCUAAGAGGCUGUGCAGGAAGUAUGCAACGUUGUACAGCAUGAUGAUCAAGCUGAGUCCUGAGAUGGACACGAACCAGCAGGUGAUCCAGCACAUUCCGACCUCUUCCACUGGAAACACCUUGUCACUGGACCUCAUUGGGGACAUCAGCUUGACCGAUGACCCGGUCAACGUGAUGAUGGAGUCAGACACGGAUUCUGUCCAGAGCGAAGACCAGAGCCCGGUCUUCACAGGGAUGUUACUUGAACUGAAGGAGUUUAAGAAUAUGGAAUCAACCACGACUGUGUGAGUGAGUGUGUGGGUGUGAGGUGGGGGAGUUUAAGAGAGGGCAUAUUCCAAAUAGUCAAAGGGUUAAUGGUGCGGCCCGGCUUCUGGUGAGUUCACAGUCAUCUCUACCGCGGGUUCGAUUUGAGCGUCAGAGGGGAGUUGUAUGAGAGAUGGAUGUUGAAGAAACUCGGACAGCCAUAUCCCAUCGGACUGGUCGUUUGAGUGAGUGAGUAAUGUUUCCCGGUCAUAUCACGGAGGAGGUCAUCAAAACUGGACUUCUUACAGUGUACACGUGGAGAAUCGAACCCGCUGUAACUAGCGAAAGCUUGAACCACUCGGCUUCCCAAUCACUCCUCAUGUAGGAUGAAGGAAAAGCCUAUCCAGAAAAGUGUGUGAAAUCAUGGAAUCGGAUGUGACGUACAUAGGAACACUGUCAAUAGUCCAGCAAGAAUGGAAUUAUGGAACACUUGACUGCUAGCCAUAUAUUUAUAUGUGAACACUGCAUUAUUAUGAUGAUAACCACAAUGAUAUUAAGGUUUAUGUGUGCUAAGGGUAUAGUUCACCCUGCAAGGAAACUAUUUUCCCUGUUCUAGUGAUUUGUAAUAGUCAUUUCAUAUUUCUUAAUGAUCAGGGUUUUUUACAAUUACAGAAAAGAUGAGAUGUUGGUCGAUACCGUCUGAUUCACAGGCACGUUAAAAGUAAAUAUUUCUUGUAUAUCGUAGUUAUCUAAGUUUAUCAGCCGGUAUUGUUGUAUACUGUUCAAAUUAAGGACAUUAAUUAAAUUAUAUAUCCCCAUAUCACAUUCUAUUUUCAAAAAGUAUAAAAAUACUUACGGGAAAGGGAACUGAAAUGUAUGGACGGGUUUUCCAAAUGACUUUUGUAUCGGCGGUCUUAUAAUAUUUUUAAAUGGCAAACAUAUAUUAUCGUUUUUUAUCUGACGUAAAUGCAUGCGUACUGUGGAAAACUGAGUCCAGUAACUUAUUGUUAGAAGGCUUCUUUAUGUAACAUGUACUCAAAAAUAUUUUGUAUUAUUCAAUAUUAUUUAUUAUUUGACGGGGCCUAUAUACGUCAUGAAUUAAUGUUUGAUGACCUGUUUUAAAUCAAUAUCAUUUUAUAGAUUUUAAUUAAAGAAAACGUGUCAAA